AUGUCGCGGUCGCGCACGGUGCGGAUCUUGUGGGACGACCCCGACGUGACGGACUCGUCCAGCGACGAGGAGGAGGCGCGCGGCGCCCGCAGGGUGGGGAGGAUGGUGCGGGAGCUCCCACCCGCCCCUGCGCCGCUCCUCACCGCCGCAGCUGGUUUGCCGGAGCUGUGCAGCGCCGGUGACGACGACCGCUCGUCGAGGCGGCCCGGCCCUGGCGGCGGGUGUAACCCCGUUGCGGCGCGGAAGAGGGCGGCCAACAAGGGCGCGCAGAGCGCCAAGUUCCGCGGCGUGCGGCGGCGGCCGUGGGGCAAGUACGCGGCGGAGAUCCGCGACCCGUGGCGCGGCGUGCGCGUCUGGCUCGGCACCUUCGACACCGCCGAGGAGGCGGCCCGCGUGUACGACGCCGCCGCCGUGCAGCUCCGCGGCGCCGGCGCCACCACCAACUUCUCCGCCGACUCGGCCGACAGCGCCCAGCAGGAGGAGGACGCCCCGGCGGCGGGCGGCGGCGGGUACGAGUCCGGCGCGGAGUCCUCGCAGGCGGCGUCGUCCCCGACCUCCGUGCUCCGCAAGGUGCCGUCCAUGUCGUCCCUCGCGGAGGACAGGGCGUACGACUCCGAGCCCUGCCACGGCGACGCCCCCACCCGCGGCCUAGCGGCCCUGGAGGAGCUGGGCGAGUUCGUGCCGUUCGAGCACGCGCCGGUCUACUCAUCAGGCACCGGCUUCUGGGACUUCGAGCCGCAGGCGGGCUUGCUAUACGCGGAGCCAACCUCCUCGGCCGAGGCGGCCUCCUGGGACGACGCCUCCACCGGCGAGCCGUGGGCCGCGCCGCCGCUGGCGGGGGUGCCGGAGAACGACUACUUCUUCCAGGACCUGCGCGACCUGUUCCCGCUCAGCAACCUUCCCGCGAUUUUCUAA
Molecule: messenger RNA, 915 nt
Organism: Lolium rigidum
Lineage: Eukaryota; Viridiplantae; Streptophyta; Magnoliopsida; Poales; Poaceae
Product: ethylene-responsive transcription factor CRF3-like
Exons: 1
Coding region: 1-915 (304 amino acids)
Biological process (GO): regulation of DNA-templated transcription
Molecular function (GO): DNA binding; DNA-binding transcription factor activity
Source: RefSeq, a predicted model, not a curated record